This is a messenger RNA of Jatropha curcas, 2874 nucleotides long. Lineage: Eukaryota; Viridiplantae; Streptophyta; Magnoliopsida; Malpighiales; Euphorbiaceae. The record is from RefSeq and is a predicted model, not a curated record.
GACAACAAUGUAGCAUCAUAGCGAGUUUUCCGCGAAUGUCACUCCAUGCUCACGAUUCGGUUCUGCUUUUUAUCUCCCGCUGUUAAAGCUCGAACAGUUCUACUUCACUUACACUCAAAGAGAAUCUUCAAUUGCUCAAAAUUUGUCUCAGCUACGUCAAUUUAAGAAUCUUGAUUCUUUUAAACUCAUACGAACUGGUUUUUCAUGUGGAGAUCUUGUGAGAUUAUGUUAUAGUUGAACCUUUGCAUUUCCAGAGCCAUAAUUUUGAACUUGGCAAAGCUAAUUUUGCUGUUUUGGAAAUUGAGAUAAGAGCUGUGAUCAUUUGUAAUUCUUUAGUCCUUGUUGCAAAAGAGAAAUAUGGGGCAGAAUAAUUGGGAAGCUGAUAAGAUGCUUGAUGUGUAUAUUCAUGAUUAUUUGUUGAAGAGAAAAUUGCAUAAUUCUGCAAAAGCUUUUAUGACUGAAGGGAAGGUGGCCACAGAUCCAGUAGCAAUUGAUGCACCUGGAGGAUUUCUAUUUGAAUGGUGGUCUGUCUUUUGGGACAUUUUUAUUGCAAGGACAAAUGAGAAACAUUCUGAGGCUGCUGCAGCUUAUAUAGAGGCACAGCAAAUCAAGGUCAGGGAGCAGCAACAGCAACUGCAAAUGCAGCAGUUGCAACUAAUGCAACAUCGCAAUGCUCAGCUGCAACGAAGGGACCCUAAUCAUCCAGCUCUUGCUGGUUCUAUAAAUGCUAUGAACUCGGAAGGAAUGAUGGGGCAGCCAUCAGCUAGUGUUUUGGCAAUGAAGAUGUAUGAAGAACGCAUUAAACACCCUCAUUCUAUGGACUCAGAGACAGCGCCGGCUCUAAUUGAUGCUAAUAGGAUGGCGCUUUUCAAGUCAGCAACAAGUCAUCAGAGCCAGCUGGUACAGGGUAAUUCUGGGAACAUGUCAGCAGCUUUGCAGCAGAUCCAAGCGCGGACUUCUUUGACAACUGACAUCAAAAGUGAAGUUAACUUGGGCCCAACUCAGAAAAAUUUGCCCAUGGACCCUUCAUCCAUUUAUGGACAAGCAAUUCUACAAUCAAAAUCUGGACUAGGUGGUGCAGGAUUGAAUCAAGGUGUAACUGGUCUUCCAUUGAAGGGUUGGCCCUUAACUGGAAUUGAUCAAUUAAGGCCAGGCUUGGGUGUACAGAUGCAGAAACCUAACCUGCAGACCCAAAAUCAGUUUCUUUUGGCUUCACAACAACAGCAGGUCCUGGCACAAGCUCAAGCUCAGAGUAGCGUUGGAAAUUCAAAUAAUUUUGGAGACAUGGACCCACGACGGCUAAGUCAGUUGCCUAGGAGUAGCUUGAUCACUAAAGAUGUUCAAUCCACUAGAAAUGAUGGAUCAAUAUGCUCUCCUGUGCAAUCAAGCUCACCAAAGAUGAAGAUGGCCCAGAUGCAGCAUUCUUCAUCUCAACAACAGGACCAAUUACAACAGCAACAACAACAGUUGCAACAGAGUAACAGAAAAAGGAAGCAACACUCUUCUUCCGGAGCUGCUAACAGCACUGGUACAGGGAAUACUGUGGGUCCUUCGCCCAGUUCUCCUCCAUCAACACACACCCCUGGUGAUAAUUUGCAGCAUGGUGUGUCAAAAGGCUUGAUGAUAUAUGGUCCAGAGGGGACAGGAGGUCUUGCAUCCUCUUCUAGCAUGCUGGAAGACAUGGACCGCUUUGGAGAUAUUGCUGCCCUGGAUGAUAAUAUGGAACAGUUUCUUCCUCAUGAUGGAGGGGAUGGAAGGGAUUUAUAUGGAACGCUGAAGCAAAGUUCCACUGAGCACCAAAAGGAAUCUACUAAAGGUUUUACUUUUGGUGAGGUUGGUUGCAUACGGACAAGAAAUAGUAUGGUCACUUGCUGUCAUUUUUCUUCAGAUGGAAAAUUGCUAGCCAGUGCUGGACAUGACAAGAAGAUUGUCCUGUGGAACAUGGAUACCCUACAGACGGAGACAACUCCUGAAGAGCACAAAUUGAUUAUCACAGAUGUUCGUUUCAGACCGAAUUCGUCUCAGUUAGCCACAGCAUCAGUUGACAAAUCUGUGCGAUUAUGGGAUGCAGCCAAUCCAAGCUAUAGCGUACAAGCAUAUACAGGGCAGAUGCCUGUCAUGUCCCUGGACUUUCAUCCUAAGAAAACUGACCUUUUCUGUUUUAGUGACAACGAAAAGGAAGUUCGCUAUUUUACUAUAAAUCCAUUUUCCUGCACUCGCAUUUCUAAGGGAGGUGCUGCACAAGUGAGAUUUCAACCAAGAAUUGGACAUUUAUUGGCAGCAGCAUCGGAUAAAGUGGUGUCCAUAUUUGAUGUCGAAACUGAUAGGCAAACUCAUUCAUUCCAGGGCCAUUCUGAAAUGGUGAACUACAUAUGCUGGGAUGCAACUGGGGAUAUUUUGGCAUCUGUAAGUCAGAACUCGGUGAAGAUAUGGUCUUUGGCCUCAGGGGAGUGCUUUCAGGAGCUUAGUUCUAAUGGAAAUCAGUUCCAUUCUUGUGUUUUCCAUCCAAGUUACUCAACCCUCCUGGUGAUAGGAGGAAUCUCGUCCUUGGAGCUAUGGAACAUAGCUGAGAAUAAGAGUAUGACAAUUGCAGCUCAUGAGAACAUAAUCUCAGCCUUGGCACAGUCCCCCAUCACCGGAAUGGUGGCUUCUGCAAGUCAUGACAGCUCUGUUAAACUAUGGAAAUAGAAGUCCCGAUAAGGCAUUAGCUUCGCAGAAAUCUAUGGAGCAAGCAAUGGAAUAUUGGUUCUGAGAAUCAAGAAGCAGGUGUAGCAGCUUGUUUGGCGGAAGAUUUCAUGGUAGAUUCCUAAUUGGCAAUAGAUCAUGUGUACAGAAAUCCAGUUCUGAUAGAUACUGUUUGAGCUUCUUUUUUUU